UUUUUUUGUGUGUCGUCUGCGGGAAUCGAGCCCAGGACGGGUAAAUGGCCAUAUCUAACUUAAGGCGUUUGAGGGUUGCAUCUAGUGAUGUUCCAAAGCUCUCCUCAAGGCCCUCUUUGAUUGCAUCGCUUCGGUCCUCCAGAACGGGGUAUAGCUACCUGUGGGUUCUGGACAUUUCCUUUUUGGGGAUGAAGGCUUACAGCAGCAGCAGCAACGGGCACUACAGGAAGGCUUACGACGGCAGCAGUAGCAACGGGCAGCAGCACAAGAAGGCCUACGGCGGCAGCAGCAACGGGCAGCACAAUGCGUUCACAAAGGAAGAGCCGAAGGUGGUGGACAUUUUUGCAAUCGAGGACGCUGCCGAACACAUGCGAGCAAGGUACGAGAUCAUAGGAACUCAUCGUCCUGGUGAGAAGGAGGGAUUACUCGUCGACCAAUGCAGAAGAUGUAAGCAGAGAGGCCAUUGGGAAAGACACUGCAAGGGGCCUGGAGUGGAUCCUUUUGCUCACGAACAGAAGAGAUGCUACCUCUGCCUAGCGAAGGGACACGACACGUAUCAGUGUUCAAGAGAUCCCCUGAGAAAUGAGGACUGGGCAGAGAGGACUUACACUGGACCAAUGAAGAGAUAUUGUCUUCAGGUGAGUUAUAUCGUUCAGGUAGCAGACUUCCCGCAAUACCAUCCUCGUUUCUGCGUCCAACGGAUUGAAUACGAAAACCUCAAAUGGAUCUGCAAAAAACAUCCAGACUUGGGAAUCAUGGUUGUGCCUGAGCCACCCCGUCCUCUUGCGGCCCUUAUCUGGGAAUAUUUUCAGCGACUGGAUGAAGUUUUAUACGAGGCAGAGCUAGGCUUCGAGUUAUACAGAUCCAUUGAAGAAAUGCCUCCAGGGUAUGACCGGUAUGCAGCUGCAGAAGAAGCAUAUAUUGAAGAAUUGAAAAAUGAAGAGAAGCAUUGAAAGGUGAUGUGUCUUCUCAUCUAUAAUACUUAUUCUAUUACUUUAUUAAAAC
Selaginella moellendorffii is the source of this 1005-nucleotide messenger RNA. RefSeq lists its product as uncharacterized. Gene Ontology annotation, molecular function: nucleic acid binding; zinc ion binding. The transcript is spliced from 6 exons. NCBI's taxonomy places the organism in Eukaryota, Viridiplantae, Streptophyta, Lycopodiopsida, Selaginellales, Selaginellaceae. Bases 45 to 953 code for a protein of 302 amino acids. The record is from RefSeq and is a predicted model, not a curated record.